Messenger RNA from Centruroides sculpturatus (bark scorpion), 1791 nucleotides. Its product is annotated as N-terminal kinase-like protein. NCBI's taxonomy places the organism in Eukaryota, Metazoa, Arthropoda, Arachnida, Scorpiones, Buthidae. Gene Ontology annotation, molecular function: ATP binding; protein kinase activity. Gene Ontology annotation, biological process: protein phosphorylation. The transcript has 16 exons. The record is from RefSeq and is a predicted model, not a curated record. The coding region runs from base 130 to 1791 and encodes 553 amino acids.
UAAAUACCUUAAUUUUCAUUUUUUGAAUGUUUAGAGGGCGUCAUCAACACUAACGUUUGGUUGAACAAUUUUCAGAUGUUUAUGACUGUUUAUAGUAGACGGUAGAGAGAAAUUAUUUUUUAAAGUGACAUGUGGUCGUUUUUUUCAAGAGAUCCUGUAAAAGAUUUUGCAUAUGAUAUUGGAGAAAAAGUUAAUGGUUUUGAUGAUAAAUCAAUAUGGCAGUUGUAUAAAGGCAAGAAAAAAGGAACAUCAGAACUUGUAUCAAUUUUCUUGUUUGAACUGAAACCUGGUAGUGAAAAUUGGUUAGAAACUGCUAAAGCUUCAGUGAAAUGUUUAAAGACAUUAAGGCAUCCAAAUAUAUUAACAUUUGUAGACAGUUUAGAGACUGACAAAUUAAUAUAUCUAGUCACAGAAUAUGUGGAAUCUUUGGAAAUGCAUCUGGCAAAUACAACUAUGAACAAUGAUCAGAAAAAAUUAGCAAUUUCUUGGGGAUUAUAUCAAAUAACGAAAGGGCUGUGCUUUCUAAAUAAUGAUUGUAAUCUUCUUCACAACUAUAUUUGUAUGUCUUCAGUAUUUGUUGAUCGAGCUGGAGAAUGGCGUCUUGGAGGAUUAGAUUAUGUAUGUUCAGCAAACCAAAAGUCUCCUUCUAAGUUGUUAUUUACUCAAGAAGUGUAUAAUCCUCCAGAAGUAAAAAGUCAGCCGUGUAAUAAAGAAAUUCCAAAAUGGGCUGCAGAUAGUUGGGGAUUAGGUUGUUUAAUAUGGGAAGCUUUUAAUGGACCUUUAACAAAACAGUCUGAUUUAAAAUGUCUUAAAAAGAUGCCAAACAACAUUACUUCACUUUAUUGUGAAUUGGUAUCUGCAAAUCCAUCAUCUAGAUUAAAUCCUUCAUCUUUUCUUAAUAAAUGUUGUAUUAAAGGUGGCUUUAUGAAGAAUAAAUUUGUAGAUACAAUGCUUUUUCUAGAAGAAAUUCAGAUUAAAGACACAAAUGAAAUGAAUCAUUUUUUAAAUGUUCUAGUUAGCUUAUUAGAUACUUUUCCUCCAGACAUUUGUAAAUAUAAAAUUUUAAACCAAUUGUUAAAUGCCUUUGAAUUUGGAAAUGCAGGCUCAGCAGUUUUAGUACCUCUGUUUAAAUUAGCAAAGUCAUUGGAUGAUAAUGAAUAUCAACAGAGAAUAGUACCUUGUAUUGUCAAAUUAUUUAGUUGUAAAGAUAGGGCAACAAGAGCUCGUCUUUUACAACAGAUGGAUCAAUUCAUUCAUCAUAUUCAACCAUCUGUGGUUAAUGAUCAGAUAUUUCCACAAGUGGCUCAAGGGUUUAUGGAUACAAAUCCAACAAUUAGAGAACAGACAAUAAAAUGCAUGUUACACAUGGCAUCAAAAUUGAAUUAUUAUAAUCUCAAUGAAGAAGUCCUGAAGCAUUUUGCACGUUUGCAGUCUAGAGAUAGUCAGGGUGGAAUUAGAACAAACACAACAGUUUGUCUGGGCAAGAUUGCAAUAUAUCUUCAUCCACAAACUAGGCAAAGAGUACUUGUUCCGGCUUUCAUCAGAGCAAUGAGAGAUCCUUUUCCGCCUGCUCGCACUGCUGGUAUAUUAGCCAUUGCUGCCACACAAGGAUUUUAUACAUUAAAUGACUGUGCAAUAAAGGUUCUUCCUGCUUUAUGUCAAUUAGUUGUUGAUCCAGAUAAAUCUGUGAGAGAUCAGGCAUUUAAAGCUAUAAAAGGAUUUUUAAAUAAAUUAGAAAAAGUAUCAGAAGAUCCAUCACUAUUAGAACAAAUGGACUUUAAUCAGUUUUAA